Messenger RNA from Antechinus flavipes (yellow-footed antechinus), 2664 nucleotides. Its product is annotated as dynamin-1-like protein. Gene Ontology annotation, cellular component: membrane; mitochondrion; cytoplasm. Gene Ontology annotation, biological process: mitochondrial fission. Bases 1 to 2031 code for a protein of 676 amino acids. Gene Ontology annotation, molecular function: microtubule binding; GTPase activity; GTP binding. The record is from RefSeq and is a predicted model, not a curated record. Lineage: Eukaryota; Metazoa; Chordata; Mammalia; Dasyuromorphia; Dasyuridae. The transcript is spliced from 17 exons.
AUGGAGCCCCUAAUCCCCGUUAUUACCAAGCUACAAGAGGUCUUCAGUGUGGUGGGCAGGGAGAUCAUCCAGCUCCCACAGAUUGUGAUCUUUGGCUCUCAGAGCAGUGGAAAGAGCUCGCUUCUGGAAAGCAUUGUGGGUCGGGACUUCCUUCCAAAGGGUUCUGGAAUCAUGACUCGCAGGCCCCUGAUCCUUCAGCUGGUGCACGUAGCCUCCCUGGAGGAGCGGCAGGCAACAUCCCCGGAGACAUAUAUCCAAGCAGAGGAAUGGGCCACUUUCCUGCACAACAAACAUAAGAUAUUUACAGAUUUUCACGAAAUCCCAAAGGAAAUUUCUAAUGAGACAGAGCGGAUCACCGGGACUAAUAAGGCCAUCAGUCUUGCCCCAAUGUACAUGACGAUCUGUUCCUCUAAAGUCCUCAAUUUGACUCUGGUUGACUUGCCUGGAUUGACCAAGGUUCCUGUGGGGGACCAACCCCCCGACAUCGAGAUGCUGGUCAGAGACCUGAACCUGUCCUACAUCAUUAACCCCAGCUGCCUCAUCCUGGCUGUCACUGCUGCCAACACAGACAUGUCCACUUCAGAAUCCUUGAAACUUGCCCGGGAGGUGGAUCCUGAUGGACGCAGAACCUUGGCAGUGAUCACUAAGCUGGACCUCAUGGAUGCUGGGACGGACGCGAUGGAUGUGCUGACGGGCCGAGUCGUCCCCGUGAAGCUGGGCAUUAUUGGGGUGGUGAAUCGGAACCAACAUGAUCUCCACACCCACAAAAGCAUCAGUGAGGUUCUGUGUGAUGAGCAGGUCUUCUUGCAGAAGAAAUACCCGUCCCUGGCCAGCCAGAAUGGAACACCCUUUCUUGCCAAGACACUGAACAGGCUUUUCAUGCACCACAUCCGAGACUGCCUGCCUGAACUAAAGACCCGUGUGAAUGUGCUGACAGCCCAGUACCAGUCAAUGCUGCAAAGCUAUGGGCAGCCUGUUCAAGACCAGAACGCCACUCUGCUGCAGAUCAUCACCAAGUUUGCCACCGAAUACUGCAACACCAUUGAAGGAACAGCAAAGAACAUCGAGACCUCAGAACUCUGUGGGGGUGCUCGCAUAUGCUACAUCUUUCACGAGACCUUCUGCCGGACUCUGGAAUCCAUCGAUCCCCUGGCUGGACUCACCAUCCUGGACAUCUUGACCGCCAUCCGAAAUGCCACGGGCCCUCGGCCAGCGCUCUUCAUCCCAGAGGUCUCCUUUGAGCUGCUAGUGAAGAGACAGAUUAAGAGGCUGGAGGAGCCUAGCCUUCGCUGCGUGGAGCUGGUGCACGAGGAGCUUCAGAGGGUCAUCCAGCACUGUUCCACUUAUAAUACCAAGGAGCUGCUGCGCUUUCCCAAGCUACAUGAGGCCAUCGUGGAGGUCGUGACCGGGCUCCUGAGAAAGAGGUUACCCAUAACCAAUGAAAUGGUUCACAACCUCAUGGCAAUUGAGUUAGCCUACAUCAACACCAAGCACCCGGAUUUGGCCGACAUGACUUUUGUCUCUUCGUCCAUCAGCGGCAACAAGAGUGACGCCUACCAGGCAAACGGUGCUAGACGCUGGAAGAGCGACGGGGUCGGGGAUGACCCUGUUCCCAAGGAGAGGGAGAGCAUCAGAUCCCCGCCCCAGUCACGUGUCUCCCCUGUCCCCAGCCGGAUACGUGCCAUCAACUUCCUCGAUGUGCCUUUGCAUUCAGGUUGCAGAAAGCUGAGUCAAAGAGAGCAGCGAGACUGCGAGAUAAUCCGCAGACUUCUCCAGUCCUACUUCCUUAUCGUCCGGAAGAACAUCCAGGACAGUGUCCCUAAAACUGUCAUGCACUUCCUGGUGAACUAUGUCAAAGAGCACCUGCAGAGUGAACUGGUGGGACAGCUGUACAAGGCCCAGCUCCUGGAGGGGCUGCUGACUGAGUCCCAAAACAUGGCGCAACAGCGCAACGAGGCCGCUUCCAUGCUCAAGGCCCUCCGGCAGGCCAACCAGACCAUCUCGGAGAUCCGAGAGACUCAGCUCUGGUGAAUGGCACGCCCCGUGCCCGCUGCCCUCAGUCUGCCGUACCCUUGGGGGUAGAGCUGCCAGCUUAAGGUUUUGCCAACCUCACGCCACACUCGGCUGUUUCUCUCCUACCUGUCCGUUCUGUAUAUUUUCUUCAUGAUCCAGUUUAACAAUUGUUGUGACAGCCCAUUUGACACCAAGAAUCAAACUCUUAAAUGUUGUUCUGGCAGUAGAGACUAGAAAAUGAAGGUGUUCAUUCAAGGGAGUUAACAGAAAGGACCCAUUAAUGUAAAUAGCCAUCUUUCCCUUCUGUGUCCCACCCCUCAUUUUGGGCACAACUCCCUUUAUCUAACUACGUGCUAUGGUCCAGGCUUAGGGGUGCAGCUUUGGUCCAUUGAGCAGUGGGUGGUUUCUCUGUGUAUCUCUUCCUCCUGAAUGAUGAGAGUGUUAGAAGCAAGCAGGAUGGGCAUCAAGCAGCAGGCCAGCUGUAGCCCUAGAUGAAGGUCGGGAGAGUGCCACCAUGAAUAGCCCAAGCACCAGAAUACCACUGCCAGUUCUCCAAGAUCAGACCUAGGGUCCCCAGUGCAGGAAGGGAAAAUGAUAGUAAGUUUUUUGAUAAGGGCCUAGAGUUUUUACCUAAUAAAAACGUUCACGCAG